This is a messenger RNA of Aphanomyces invadans, 2693 nucleotides long. RefSeq names its product hydroxymethylglutaryl-CoA reductase, degradative. The record is from RefSeq and is a predicted model, not a curated record. The transcript has 4 exons. Gene Ontology annotation, biological process: coenzyme A metabolic process. Gene Ontology annotation, molecular function: hydroxymethylglutaryl-CoA reductase (NADPH) activity. Bases 76 to 2559 code for a protein of 827 amino acids. NCBI's taxonomy places the organism in Eukaryota, Oomycota, Saprolegniomycetes, Saprolegniales, Verrucalvaceae.
CCGAAAGAUGCCCAACCUGAAGAGAAAACUCCGUCGAUUUGGUCUGGUUUCUACAACAAGACACUCCGAGAACGCAUGGAUGUCCUGUCGCUGAUGUAUCCGUCGGCUGUGCCCCGUCGAUCCAGUGAUACCGGCGACUUGCAAGGGUCGCCCCAGCGCGCUCCACGCAAGUCCAGCCUUGGACAAGUUCCCAGCUUGAGUUUGAAUGCCGAUGAGAUCGGACAUCUGCCAUCGCGAACGGCUAACCUCAUGAUUGAGAAUUGCAUUGGAGUACUUGGGAUUCCAUUGGGGCUUGGUCUCAACUUUAUCAUCGACGGUACGCCCUACUCUGUGCCGAUGGCUGUGGAGGAACCGUCGGUUGUGGCUGCUGCGUCGAGCGCUGCCAAACUAGUUGCCUCGCAUGGGGGCUUCCGCACGGCGACUUCAGGCAAUGUCAUGACGUCGCAAAUUCAAUUGGUCGACAUCAAAGACAUUCCCGCAGCCAUGCAAGCAAUCCACGAUCACCGGAAGUCUCUGAUCGAAUACGCCAACACGCACUUGUGUGGUAACAUGGCGCGUCGCGGUGGCGGAGUCGUACACAUCUAUCCCCGCCUCGUACAAGACCCCUCGACAUUAGACUCAACCGAUGGCUGGUACGCCGCCGCGGCCGACGAACUCCGCAUCACGGCUUCCGGCUCCACCCCGUUCAUCGUGGUGCACAUUGACGUUGACGUCUGCGAAGCCAUGGGCGCGAACAUCGUCAACACAAUCGCUGAGGGCUUGUCUAGCCAGGUGGCUGCUUUGACCAACAGCCGCGCAGGUCUUCGUAUUCUGACAAAUUUGUGCACGGCCCGCCGCGCGCGUGCGUCGUUUUCGAUCCCCGUGGCGUCCAUGGGGUGGAAGGGCACUGAAGGCAGUGUCGUGGCCCAGCGCAUUCUCGAGGCCAAUGAUUUUGCCAUUCGCGAUCCGUACCGAGCUGUUACCAACAACAAGGGAAUUUUGAACGGCAUCGAUGCGGCGGCCGUGGCGACGGGCCAAGACUGGAGAGCUAUCGAGGCCUCUGCCCACUGCUUUGCUAGCCGCACCGGGCGAUAUACCAGUCUCUCCCAGUACCGAAUUGAAGACGGCUUCCUCCAUGGCUAUCUCGAGCUGCCUCUGUCGGUUGGUUCAAAAGGUGGUGCUCUGCAAACCCAUCCAGGUUACGCCUCGACGCACGCGAUCCUCGGUCGCCCCACGGCCCAACAGCUCAGUGGCAUUUUGGUCAGCGUUGGUUUGGCCCAGAACUUUGCUGCCAUUCGCGCCUUAGCCAUCACGGGGAUCAACCAAGGCCACAUGGCUCUGCAUGCGCGCAACAUUGCCGUGGCCGCCGGCGCCCCCAACGAGCUCGUCACCGAACUCUGUGCGUACAUGCUCGCGCGAGGCAGCAUUAACGUCGAGACGGCGAAGGCAUACUUGAAGGCACACGCGGUCUACCACGACAUCAUUCAGUCAGAUGCUCCUCAGCUCGAGAAGAAGCGCCAGCCCAGCAUGCUCUACGUCGAAAUCAACGUUCCAGGACUGGCAAAACCCGUCAGCGUGAACCUAGCCUUCCUGUCAGUGCGUGGGGACAUUCCCCAGACCAUCGUGGUCUCCAAGUUGAAAACAAGCUCGAGCCAGCCGACCUCCAUGCACGCGCAGUUGCUCGGGGACAAGGGCUAUGUUCAACUGGAGCGAAUGUUCAUGUUUCUCGCGACGAUGCGUGUCGUUGUGGGGUCGGACAAGGAGCGUACGAAUCUCGAGUUGCAGAACAAGUUGCUCCUCUUGUCGAUUCUGAUCAACUUGGUCAUGUACCAACUCAUGAAGAAAGACAAAAAAUCGUGCCAGGCGUUUGCAAACCAACUCGUGGUCCACGGGAUGGACGUGAAAACUGCGACGGGAAGCGAACACUGGACGGAAGCGUUUUUUGCGACGCAGGACGACCCAGUCCUGAGCACGGGGCUGCCUUUGCUGCUUGCGCUAUGGCAGGUGUUCCAUUACCACAUUGAACAAGAAGUGGCCAACCCGAUCCUCCAGCAAGCGCUGGUCGCUGAACAGGCUGCUCUCGUCGACUCGAUUGCCAACUGGCAGUCGCCACAACGCUCGAACGACGCCGCGGCCAGCUUCGUCGAGUACAUGGAGAAGCAUGCGAAACGGUGGCAAGCCACGAUGUUCUUGCUCGUGGAUUGUCUUGCGCUCGACAACCAGAGCCUCACUCCUGCGCGUCUUGACUUUGUCAAGCAAGCCGGCCGUUACAUUGAAUGGCAGGGCACGGUCGCCCACGACUUGGCGCGAUUUGAACGGGCUUACGUCGAUCCCGAAGAGCGUAAUGUGUGCGUGUGGUUCAAAUCUCAUGUCUACCCCGACUGCACCAUGGACGAAGCGUCCGUCGCCUUCACCAAGCUAUCCAAAGACAACGCUGCUGCGCAAUGGUCCUCCCUCGAGCACCUCAACAAGACCCAUGAGGAAAAAGUAGUGCACUUGGCAGCCCUCGAGAGCGUGGUCAAGACGAUUGUGUUGCAUUAUGGAGAUGACGCGAGCAAGUCGCGCAAGCUCUCGUUCUAAGGCGUUGUCGAUGACUCCAACACGACGUGGGCAAUCGUAUAGCUGCCGUCGUGGCUCAGCGAAACAUGCGCGGCCUAUACGAGUUGUUGAAUCGACUGUAUAUAAUCAUAGAGAACUAUCUGGUUUCACCGUGA